GCCAGCCCAGCGCCCCUCCCGCUGGGGGCGGGGCCCAGCGUUCGCGCGCCCCAUCGCGCCUCAGUCGCGAGCCGGUUUCCACAGCAACCUCGCUUCUCCUCGCUCCGCGCUUCCCGGCCUGGAGGCUGCGCUUCCGCGUUCCCAUGGGGCUCAGCGGCGUCAGCUUUAUUGGACAUUCCGGGAGGCGGACGGGUCCCGAGCGGGGUCAGAGCCAGGAGGUAAUUUAGCCUCCUGGGAUGCCAUCAAAAGAAAAGGUGGAGGGAAUCCUGAAGGUGGUAGAUUUAGACUGAAUUAAUUUUUACCUGGUUGUCAGUUCAAUAAUAUUAGCCAGGAUGGAUACUUUCACCAGCAUACUUCCUCCAAUAAGUGGAAAUACGGAUCUUGCUAGUUCACAAGCAGAAAUACAAAAACUUUUAAUCGAUGAGAGAAUGCGGUGUGAAAAUCAUAAAACAAAUUAUCAAACUCUAAAGGCAGAGCAUACAAGGUUACAGGAUGAGUAUACGAAAUCACAAAAUGAGCUCAAACGGUUGUUAGUUGAAAAGCAAACCAUCCAUGACAAAUUUCAGUUUCUUCUUGCUGAGCUCCGAGGGGAAUUAUUAGAUAAAACUAGGGAACUAGAGGAACUGAAGAUGCAGGUACUAACUCCUCAAAAACUGGAGUUGCUAAAAGCACAAAUACAACAUGAAUUGGAAACCCCUAUGAGAGAACGCUUUCGGAAACUAGAUGAAGAGGUAGAAAAAUACAGAACAGAAUAUAACAAACUUCGUUAUGAACAUACCUUCCUCAAAUCAGAAUUUGAGCACCAGAAGGAAGAACAUGCACGUAUUUUAGAAGAGAAAAAAAUAAAGUAUGACUCAGAGAUAGCAAGACUGGAUAGAGAUAAAGAAGAACUGCAUAAUCAGCUGCUUAGUGUUGAUCCCACAAGAGACAAUAAGCGGGUGGAGGUACUCCUAAGAGAAAAGGCUCAACUACAUCAAAAAUUAAAAGGUUUAGAAGCUGAGGUAGCAGAACUAAGAGCAGAGAGAGAAAAUAGUGGUGUGCAAGCAGAUAAUGUCCAAAGAAUACAGGUACGGCAGUUGGCGGAGAUGCAGACUACAAUGAGAUCUCUGGAGGCAGAAAAGCAGUCAGCUAAGCUCCAAAUUGAUCGCAUUGAAAAAGAACUACAGAUGAGUAAUGAGCAGAAUACUCUCUUAACCAGCAAACUGCACAAAGCCGAACGAGAAAUCAGUGCCUUGGCCACUAAAGUAGAUGAACUUAAGCAUUCACACAAAUUAGAAGUAACUAAUGUCAGACUGGAGGCAGCAAGAGCCAAGAGUGAGGUAGAAAGAGAGAGAAACAAGAUUCAAAGUGAAAUGGAUGGAUUGCAUUCAGAUAAUGAAAUUCUCAAGGCAGCAGUUGAACGCCACAAAGUGCUUUUAGUAGAAAAGGAUCGUGAGCUCAUUCGUAAAGUACAAGCUGCCAAAGAAGAAGGCUUUCAAAAACUUGCAGCAUUCCAGGAAGAAAAGUUAGAACUUGAGAACAGAUUAGGUGAGUUAGAGAAAAUGAAAGUGGAACAAGAUGCUUGGAGGCAAUCUGAAAAGGAUGAGUAUGAAGAGAAAUUGCGUGUUAUGCAGCUGGCAGAAGAGUCUAACAGAAGGGAGCUUCAGAAUGUUAGGUUAAAAUUUCAACAGCAAAUUAUUCAGUCUGAGGAGUUAGAAAAAGAGAAAAGUGAAAAUGCUGAUCUUAAACAGCAAAUUCAUGAUUUGGAACUCCAAGUGGCCUCGCUUUCUCAGUCUGAAAAUGACUUGCUUGAUUAUAAUCAAAAGCUGAAGGAAAUGGUGGAGAGAUUAAAACAAGAAUGUCGAAAUGCAAGAAGUCAAGCAGAAAAAGCUCAGCUAGAAGCAGAGAAGAUAUUGGAAGACAAAUGUGUAGAGUGGUUGGAAGAAAAGCAUAAAUUUAUUCACCGCAUCACAGAAAGAGAAGAGAAGUAUGACCAGGUGAAAGAGAAACUACACCGGGCUGCUGUUGCUCAAAAAAAGAGAAAGGCUCUUAAUGACAAUAAACAAAAGAGGCUGCAGGAGAAAAUAGAACUCUUGGAAGCAAAGAGAGAAGAACUAGAAACAGAAAACCAGGUGUUAAAUAGACAGAAUGUUCCCUAUGAAGAAUACACUCGCCUUCAGAAAAGACUAAAGGAUUUACAGCGCAGACACAAUGAAUUCCGGAGUUUAAUUCUGGUUCCUAACAUACCAUCACUCAAUCCAGUCAGUGGUAUGUCGUCUACCUUAGUUCCUGGGCCUGAAAUAUCUUUUCCCCAUCUGCAGGAGGAACAGCAUCAAAGGGAGCUCUCCCUACUUCGUAAGCGGCUAGAAGAUCUAGAAACCACACAGAGAAAACAGCUGCAAGAGCUCGGGCCACGUGGAGAGCGAGUUAGGCUGGGAGCGCACAGUGACUCUGGUAGAAGCAGGAUGGUUGAAGAGGACAAUAUACAAAUCGAGGACUCCAAAUAAAGCCUGCAAGUUUCAAUUACCAACUGACUUCAUUACUUUUUUCUUGUGUAGGUUUUUGAGUGCUUUGCCAAAAAACACAUUUGUAUGUGCCUCAUAUUAGAAGAAAGGAAGAAAUAUAAUCUGCGUAGUUUUGUAUUUUUGAUGGAACGCAAUGAGUUUAGUCAAACAUCAUAAUUCAAGGAAAAAGAAUGACUACACUUUGUCUAUCUAAGCAUAUACAAUGAUCGUGUUGCACAAAAAUGAUUCUUUAAAAAGAAUUGUCAAGUUUUGGUUUCAUUUUAAGCCAUUUUGGAAAAAAAACUUGUCUAGAAAAAUCCCUUGGAAUAACUGUUUCUUCAGGGAUGUUCCCUGCCCCUCCACCCACCUAGCCACUCUUUCUGUUACUGUGAAAUUGUGUUACGUUGUUCGCACAUUUUUUCUUUAAAAGCAAAAAAAAAAAAAAAAAAAAAACAAAAAAACCCAAAACACCUGAUACAGGAUCUGCAAAGAGGAGGAGGAAAACAGAUCACAUUUUGGACAAAACCGGGACCAUAACAAUGUACCUUUUGUAUUUUUUUUUUAUAUUGCAGUGAUUUAAAACAAAGUUAUGGGAAGACAUGGCUAAGUAACAAUCAAGGUUUUUAUCAAAUGCUACAUUAUAGAUGAAAUAUGAAUAUUUGCCUUUUAUAUCUUUUAGAGAUGUCUCAAUUUGUAUUUAAUAUAUUGUGUGCUUUGUUUACUUAAACCUGAUCACAUCUAUUUAUUCAAGGUUUAAUAUAUAUAUUUUAAUUCUC
Dermochelys coriacea (leatherback sea turtle) is the source of this 3259-nucleotide messenger RNA. RefSeq names its product centrosomal protein 83 (gene CEP83). The transcript has 16 exons. The record is from RefSeq and is a predicted model, not a curated record. Gene Ontology annotation, cellular component: centrosome. NCBI's taxonomy places the organism in Eukaryota, Metazoa, Chordata, Testudines, Dermochelyidae. The coding region runs from base 333 to 2486 and encodes 717 amino acids.